AUGAUGCCUUAAAAACAAGCAGAUGGAAGCAUAAUUCUUUUUCCAAAAUAAGAUCAUAAAUUUUCAUUAAUUUGGGUAAAUAUCAACAUUUUCCUUAUUAGAUGCAUGGAUUAGGAGAUACUGCUAAUGGAUUUUUAGAUAUGUUUUAACAAUAUUCAAUUGUUAAAUAAUAAACUAAAAUAAUUUUAUUAUAAGCUCCUAAUCGACCUGUCACUAUUAAUAAUGGAAAAUAUUGUUCAAGUUGGUUUGACAUUAAAGUAAUUAAAUCUAAUAUAGAAAAAAAUUAAGAUUUGGAUUAUUUUAAAACUGUAAAUAUAUUAAUAUGCAUAAUAAUAAGACUGUUUCUAUUGAUGAAAUUGAGGAAUCAAAAAAAAUUAUAAUAAUGAAAUAUUUAAAUGAUGAAGUUCAAAAAGUUUCAGCUCAAAAUGUAUAAAUUGGAGGAUUUUCAUAAGGUUGUUGUAUGGCAUUAGAAGUUGGUUUGAGUUAUUCUUAAACUCUUGGAGGCAUAGUUGGUUUAUCUGGAGAUUUAUUUCCUAUUACUAAACUAUAAUAAACUUAAGAUAAAACUCCUCUACUAAUUAUUCAUGGAAGUGCUGAUAAAAUAGUUCCUUGUGAUUUUUUUAUCAAAAACUCUUGA
This is a messenger RNA of Paramecium sonneborni, 637 nucleotides long. NCBI's taxonomy places the organism in Eukaryota, Ciliophora, Oligohymenophorea, Peniculida, Parameciidae. The record is from the annotation of a GenBank genome assembly.